UCCUAUUUUCUAACUAUAAUUAUGUUUUUACAAGAAUACAACAUCAUCAAGUUUGACUAAUCAUCUACCUACUUGAAAUUAUGUAAAUUUUAUAUUACAUACGGAGUAUUGUUUAAUAAUUAAUAGAAUAUCUGAACGGUUGCUUAAUAAUAAUGAGAAAAUAAAUAGAACUUUGUUACCAUACGAUAACUUUUAGGUUUAAGUAAUGAUACAACAAAUAAAACGAGAUUUAGAGUACUUACCAAAUAUUUCGCAUUUAUUGGGAUAAACAUAUUAUAUCGAUCCAUAUUCCUUUUUCAAAAACAAAAAUUGAAGUUCUAAACCUGUUGGUUGCUGACUUUUGAGAUUAUUUUUUGUAAUUCAUUCAUGGGAUUCCAUUCUGAAUGUGUGGCCCAUAUUCAUAGCCCAAUUGGUGAUGUCACCAUCAACACAAAAUUGCGGGCAAAUCGCCACAAAUCGCCACUCUCACAAGAAACCGUCAGUGGCACCACCUUCUCUAAGUCUAUUGCACCACCGGCCGCCGCCACCGUUUUACAUCGUCAAUGCCGAUAAAAGCUGGAAGAAAGAUGGCAUGGUGUUCUCAUUGUGGAAGAAUUUGUAACACAUCUCAUGAUUAUCCCACCAACAAUACAUCAUGCCUUGAUUGUGGGAAAAUUUUAUUUGAAGGGAAUUUAACAACUAAUGAAUCGAUAUACAAUAAUAGGAUUUCACAUGCCACACGACAUUAUAAGGGAAGAGAGACAAUUUGGUGUUCUCAUUGUAUAAGGAAAAGUCAUAUAGCUCAUGAUCAUACCAGUGGAAUCAUACAAUGUGUUGAUUGUGGGAAAGUAUUGUUGGAAGAUAAAAAUGUCAAGAAUGCUACAGGAGGGAAAGACAAAAGACCGAAGCUUGCUCAAACUAAAAAGAAGAGAUCGAGUUCAAAAAUGAAUUAUGACGUAAUAAAUACACUCUUAGGGGAAAAGCCAAUUCCGAUGAAGGAAGAAGAUGAAUGUAGCAAAAGUGAUGGUAAUGAAUGGAAGGGUUAUGAUAAUGAACACGAGUCUUGCAGUUAUGAUUAUGAUUAUGAUUAUAAUUAUGAUGGUGGUGAUGAAAAUAAUGAUUAUUGAUCACCAAAAUGUGGAAUUAAAGUCUUAAACAUCGAGAUGUGGUAAAAAAAAGGUCAUUUUUCGGCUUCUUUUUUUCGAUAAUUAUUUAUUUUAACCUUGUCCAAGGCAAAGGUUGAAUCACUAAGAAAUUUUGAGACAUGGUUUUUUUUUUCUUGACUGUGGGUGACAUUUUACAUGAAUGUUAAAUCAUAUACAAGUAUUUUUUUAUUUUGA
Lactuca sativa (garden lettuce) is the source of this 1319-nucleotide messenger RNA. RefSeq lists its product as uncharacterized. NCBI's taxonomy places the organism in Eukaryota, Viridiplantae, Streptophyta, Magnoliopsida, Asterales, Asteraceae. The record is from RefSeq and is a predicted model, not a curated record.